AUGUAUCGGAAGUUGUCUAAGUUAGAACACUCGGAAAUAAAACAACUUCUUACAGAAGCUAAUAUAGAUGUUGCAAAGCAUUACGCAACAAACAAAAAAGCACUCGCUGACAUCCUCAAUGACUAUAAUGGUGCAAUAAGUUAUGAUAGAAUUCAUGAGUUCAUAAAGCCGCAACGCGGCGAGGACGAAGUCCAUGCAAGAGCAUUUCCUUUAAAUGACAUUGCUAUUGACUUAUAUCAUAGACGUUCAGUACCUCAUGAAGUAAGAAGAGAAAUGUUUGACAUAACAAAUGCAAACGUUGGUGAAACAAGAAGAAGAGACGACACACUGAAACAACAGAGAAGAGAGAUGUUUAAGAGCGCUAUAGAACAAGUUCGCAAAGCUAACGAUGUCAUUCGUUCCAUUGACGACAAACCAAAAGAAGGUGAGAGAUGGUUAAAGAAAGAUGAAGAGAAUAGGAAGAGAAUGUUAAGACAGGCAA
Molecule: messenger RNA, 481 nt
Organism: Trichomonas vaginalis G3
Lineage: Eukaryota; Parabasalia; Trichomonadida; Trichomonadidae
Product: organellar and viral DNA polymerase type B
Exons: 1
Source: RefSeq, a predicted model, not a curated record